AUGGCCGCCCCGAUGUACAUGAACGACCCGAUGCCGGCCUACACGAUUCAGUCGGAUGCCGGCAUGCCAAUGACCUACACAACCUCGCCCUACGGCCUCCCAGCAGGGUACAGUGACGGAUACAGCAUGCCUGCAGGGCAGGUCUACGGCAGCGAGCCGCAAUACACCUACAUGCCCGCUGACAUUAUGGCCGGGGCCUACCAGAACGUCAUGCCGUCCAUGCCAGCGCCCAUGCCGGCGGCCAUGCCGGCGGCCAUGCCGGCGUCCAUGCCGGCGUCCAUGCCAGCAAGCUUGGAUCACUCCAAGGGAAAGUGGUUCGCCCCCGGCGAGGCCCUGCCAGCCGGCUUCGUGGUCAGUGCCCAUCCGGAGGGUCACACAGCGCCCCAGGACCACCACGUCAUGACGGACAAGGCCCGCGAGAGCUUCGUGGUGACGGGAACCGCCGCCGCAAGCGCCAGGGCUGGCUCCUCCAUCCCGAAGGCGUCUGCACCCGCGACGAAGAGCAAGAAGGGCAAGAAGAAGAAGUCCAGUGGCUGCUGCUGA
Messenger RNA from Symbiodinium natans, 543 nucleotides. Lineage: Eukaryota; Dinophyceae; Suessiales; Symbiodiniaceae. The record is from the annotation of a GenBank genome assembly.